CACACCGAACUCCUGGGGCUCAUUUUGGAGGAGAGGAAGAGUAUGAUCUUUUCUGGCCAAGGUUGGAGAACUCUGGGAAUCUCUAAGUUAGAACUAGAGCUGCGUCUGCCCCUGCCCACCCUUGACUUCCUUUAGGGUCUCAUGGAUCGUCCCCCAGCUAGGCACAGACCUAGACCCAGGGGAACUAACUACCCAGAAAUCCAGUCACCCUGGUUACCUUCUUACACUGCUGCGGUUAAGAUCCUGCUUCAACUCUUUGUCUAUGUGGCUGUUGUAUUGUUUAGCUAUGCUGAAGAGCUGAUUUCCAGGAGGAACAAUGAUAAAGAAAAGAAAUCUGAAACUGCUGUCCUCCAGGCAUGCAGCAGCAUCAAGGAACAAGAGCCCAUUGAAAACAGCAGCCUUAGCCAAUGCCAGCCACCUAACCAGCUGGAGCAGUUAAAGGAUUAUGUAGAAGAGGAUGGUCUUCAAGGGGAUGUUAAGACAUGGAAGUUGAAGGUACUGGAGCAUGGCGAGGACCCCCUAGUCAUGCCAUCUAAAGGCUGGACCUGCCACCAAACAUCCAACUUCAAGUUGAUCCGAUUGGAAGAUAUUAAUACAGCAGCCUCCCAGAUCCAGAAGGGUGUCCAGGUCACUCCGUGCACGUACUCUAGACUGUCCAAGAAAUAUGGCAUGGAGCUCUAUCUAAAGAAGGAAUUUCUUCAGUACACAGGCUCGGUGAAGGAUCGAGGAGUACUCUGUCUCUUGGCCUCUCUCCAUCAGGACCAGCAGAGGAAGGGAGUGAUCGUUGCCUCGGACAGCAACUUCUCCAUGGCUGUGGCCUACCAUGCAGCUGAACUCCAGAUCCCAGUGUUUGUCAUCAUGCCCACCAAUACCUCUGUGACGAGGGUGAGGAUGUGUCGGGACUAUGGUGCCGUGGUGAUCACCUUUGGUGGGUCGGCCAAGGACUCCCGGAGCCAUGCCCAACAGCUAGCCCAGAAGAAUGAUUACCUCUACCUGGAGGAGGAAGACAAUUUUGAAUACCUUUCUGGUCUGGGCACUAUGGGAUUGGAAAUCUUCAGGCAGGUACCAAACCUGGAUGCGGUGGUGUUCCCUGCUGGAGGCCCUUGCGGACUUCUGGCAGGCUCUGCAGCUGCACUGAAGCAGCUCAACCCCCAAGUCUCUGUGAUUGGUGUCCAACCUGAAAGUUUCCCUGUUCUAAAACAUUCUCUGAAGAUGGGACAUCCAGUAGAGAGCCAGACCUGGGGUGGCCACAUGUUCUAUAGAGACCUGAGUGAGCCAUGCUCCAGGAAAAAUACCCUGCAGCUGGUGGGGGAGCUUGUGGACAAGAUUGUCACAGUGACGGAAGAAGACAUUCUGAUUGCUAUGCUGAGGCUGCUGGAGUAUGAGAGAGCCACAGUAGAUGCAGAAGGUGCCAUUGGUCUAGCUGCUAUUGUGUCUGGGAAGUUACCAGAGUUGAAGGGCAAAAGAGUGACUGUGGUCGUGUGCAGUGGAAACCUCAGUCUGACCCUUCUACAGCAAUGCAUUCAGAGGGCCCUGACCCUGGAUAACCGGACCUGCAAGUUUUCUGUUUGGCUGCAUGACAGUGCAGGGGACAUUGCCAAGCUGCUGGAGAUCCUAGACCGAGAAACAGUAAGGGUGCUGGACAUUCAGAAGGAACAUGGGUUUGUGACCUCUAAGCUUUUCAUGACAAAGGUCACCUGUGUUGCUGAGACCAGAGACAAACAACAAGCAGUUCAGCUCCAAACUGCUCUCUUAGAACGCUACCCGUCCCUGGAGUGGACACAGCAGUGAGGUGGAGUUACGUUACCAACACUAGAUACAGUAGCGUCUUUAUCCAUCCAAAGAAGCCCCUGUGGUUAUAGACCCCUGGUGGCCAGCGUGGGAGGGGAGGGGUGGGCUUGUGAAAGGUAGUGGCAAAAAAAAAAAAAAUGCUUUGAGGGAAAAUCCAUAGAGUGUAAGUCAGAAGAAGGCAGAGACCACAAUAUGGUAGAGUGACAAAACACUCCAUUUGGAAUCAGAGGUGUUGGGUUCUAAAUCUGGCUCUGUUAUUUCCACUUGUGACUAUUCUAGGAGAGUCACAACCUCUGUGGGCCCGAAGUUCCUGAACUGUAAAAAUAAUAUUUGAGAUGUCAAUUCAGAUUAGACUAAGGGUGCAUAUACACGUUUGAUUUCCUGCAGCACCUCGUGUAGUUCUCUGCCCACAGCAGAAUCUUAAUAAAUGUUUGUUGAUUGAA
This is a messenger RNA of Dromiciops gliroides (monito del monte), 2234 nucleotides long. Its product is annotated as L-threonine dehydratase catabolic TdcB-like. Gene Ontology annotation, biological process: L-threonine catabolic process; L-serine catabolic process. The coding region runs from base 142 to 1791 and encodes 549 amino acids. Gene Ontology annotation, molecular function: L-serine ammonia-lyase activity; threonine deaminase activity. The transcript has 12 exons. The record is from RefSeq and is a predicted model, not a curated record. Lineage: Eukaryota; Metazoa; Chordata; Mammalia; Microbiotheria; Microbiotheriidae.